AUGUCUUCCCUUCCCUUUAGCGCUCCGCCCUGGCCCAUCCCCGCGUCAGCAAAUCUUACAUCAUCCACUAUUUCCGUUGCUGACGGUGAGGUUGAGCGGCUGAAGACACUCCUCAAGCUGUCGCCCAUUCCAGAAGCUAACAUCUGGAAUUCGCGUGAUGAUGGUGCUUUUGGUCUUCCCAGGGGUACUUUGACAGAAUUGGUUGAGUAUUGGGCGAAUGACUACGAUUGGAAAAAGUGGGAGGCUACUCUCAAUUCAAUUCCGCAGUUUGACAUCACUGCCACUGAUGACGAUUCGAAAGACUACAAGAUCAACUUCUUGGCUUUGUUCUCCAAGAACCCAUCUGCUGUCCCCAUCUUGUUUCUUCAUAGCUGGCCUGGCUCUGUUGUUGAAUACCUCCCCAUCCUUCAGAAACUCAAAUCCGAGUACGACCCUGAGUCUCUACCCUAUCACAUCAUCGUUCCUCACCAUAUCGGCUUCGGUUUCUCUGAUACACCGCCACUCGAUAAGAAAUUUACUCAUAUCGAUAAUGCCCGCCUUAUGUCCAAGAUGAUGCAAUCCCUGGGCUUUGGCAAGACAGGGUACAUGACCCAAGGAGGUGAUUUGGGUGGCUGGACCGCACCUGUCAUUGCAAACCUCGAUCCUGCAUGCAAGCUCGUUCAUAUGAGUAUGCUCAACAUCUCGCCUCCUGCAGGUGAAGAUGUUGAGGAAGGUAUCAAGGCCGGCAAAUACACUCCCGACGAGUUGGAAGCAUUCGGCAGAAUGGGAGAAUUUCAAAAGAAAGAAACAGCCUUCAUCCAGCUCGAUGGCACCAAACCAGCUACGGCAGGCUACAUCUUCGGCAGCAACCCCAUCGCCCUCCUCGCCUGGAUCGGCGACAAGAUGCACCGCUGGUCCGACGAAACACCCUCCAAAGACCUCAUCCUAACAAACUUAGCGCUCUACUGGUUCACAGGCUGUUACCCUACCUCCAUCUACCUUCAUCUCACAGUUCUUGAGGAUCAUGAGCUCAUGAUGAAUGCUUGGAAGAGUCUCAAGGUACCGCUUGGGCACUCGGCGUUCAAGAAGGAACUUGUCACGGCGCCGGAGAGAUGGAUUCAGCAGACGGAGCAGGUCAAGUGGUAUAAAAUGCAUGACAAGGGUGGACACUUUGCUGCGCUUGAGGAGCCGGAUGCUCUUUGGAAGGAUGUGGAGGAUUUUAUUGGGGCGUUUUGGGAGAAGUGA
Messenger RNA from Fusarium subglutinans, 1224 nucleotides. Its product is annotated as epoxide hydrolase. The coding region runs from base 1 to 1224 and encodes 407 amino acids. Lineage: Eukaryota; Fungi; Ascomycota; Sordariomycetes; Hypocreales; Nectriaceae. The record is from RefSeq and is a predicted model, not a curated record. Gene Ontology annotation, biological process: epoxide metabolic process. The transcript has a single exon. Gene Ontology annotation, molecular function: epoxide hydrolase activity.